This is a messenger RNA of Scedosporium apiospermum, 372 nucleotides long. RefSeq lists its product as uncharacterized. Gene Ontology annotation, molecular function: zinc ion binding; RNA polymerase II complex binding. Gene Ontology annotation, cellular component: nucleus; DSIF complex. Bases 1 to 372 code for a protein of 123 amino acids. NCBI's taxonomy places the organism in Eukaryota, Fungi, Ascomycota, Sordariomycetes, Microascales, Microascaceae. Gene Ontology annotation, biological process: mRNA processing; regulation of transcription elongation by RNA polymerase II; positive regulation of DNA-templated transcription, elongation. The record is from RefSeq and is a predicted model, not a curated record. The transcript has 3 exons.
AUGUCUCAACAAAAUUUCGUCACUCCAGGUCAACAGCGCUACCUCCGCGCCUGCAUGGUCUGCUCCAUCAUCAUGACCUACAGCCGAUUCCGCGACGAAGGCUGUCCCAACUGUGAAGAGUUCCUCCACCUCGCCGGUUCCCAAGACCAGAUCGAAAGCUGCACCUCGCAAGUCUUCGAGGGUGUGAUCACGCUGGCGAACCCGGCGAAGAGCUGGGUCGCGAAGUGGCAACGUCUGGACGGAUAUGUGCCCGGGCUGUACGCGAUUAAGGUGUCGGGGCAGUUACCGGAUGAUAUCAGGCAGAUGAUUGAGGAUGAAUAUCGGAUACAAUAUAUUCCUCGUGAUGGAAGUGCUACUGAGGUGGAUGCUUGA